Molecule: messenger RNA, 2263 nt
Organism: Schizosaccharomyces japonicus yFS275
Lineage: Eukaryota; Fungi; Ascomycota; Schizosaccharomycetes; Schizosaccharomycetales; Schizosaccharomycetaceae
Product: hsp70-like protein
Exons: 2
Coding region: 137-2158 (673 amino acids)
Biological process (GO): protein folding
Cellular component (GO): mitochondrial matrix; mitochondrion
Molecular function (GO): ATP binding; ATP hydrolysis activity
Source: RefSeq, a predicted model, not a curated record
UUUUUUACCUUCCUUACCCACCUUCUGCCGAUCUUUCGAAUAAGUCGUCUUUGCUGGAAUUGUGAAGAACGCGAAGAAACAAAAAAACGCGAAAAAAGUUGGAAAACAAGCGUGAAAACGUGAAAACGGUGUAAAAAUGUUUAUGUCUAAAUUCUGCCGCGCUAUGCGAGGCCCUGCACGCCUCCGUAGCUUGAAUGUUGGAAGCAUUCUUGUUCAACGGAGUCUUUUCGCUGCUCGUUGGAACUCUACUGCCGCUGCUGGCAAUGGAAAAGUAAAUGGACCCGUGAUUGGUAUUGAUCUCGGUACCACCACAUCCUGUGUUGCUAUUAUGGAAGGUCAAACUCCCAAGGUCAUUGCCAACGCCGAGGGUACCCGUACGACUCCCUCUGUCGUCGCAUUCUCGAAGGAUGGUGAGCGUUUGGUCGGUGUCCCCGCCAAGCGUCAGGCUGUCGUGAACCCUGAAAACACAUUCUUUGCUACCAAGCGUCUUAUCGGUCGUCGUUUCAAGGAUGCCGAGGUCCAACGUGAUAUCAAGGAGGUUCCCUACAAGAUCGUCGAGCACAGCAAUGGUGAUGCCUGGCUCGAGGCUCGUGGACAGCGUUACUCUCCCUCUCAAAUUGGUGGUUUCAUCUUGAACAAGAUGCGUGAGACUGCCCAAGACUACUUGGGUAAGGAGGUUAAGAACGCUGUCGUUACCGUCCCUGCCUACUUCAACGACUCUCAACGUCAAGCCACCAAGGCCGCUGGUGCUAUUGCCGGUCUUAACGUUCUCCGUGUGGUGAACGAGCCUACCGCUGCCGCUCUGGCUUACGGUUUGGACAAAAAGGACGAUGCUGUGAUUGCAGUUUUCGAUCUCGGUGGUGGUACCUUCGAUAUCUCCAUUUUGGAGCUCAACGGAGGUGUUUUCGAGGUAAAGAGUACCAAUGGUGACACUCACUUGGGUGGUGAAGACUUUGACAUCGCCAUUGUUCGUCACAUCGUCGAUUCUUUCCAAAAGUCCGAUGGCAUUGAUUUGUCCAAGGACAGAAUGGCCAUUCAACGUAUCCGUGAGGCUGCCGAGAAGGCCAAAUGUGAGCUUUCCAGCACCGUCAAUACCGAAAUCAACCUUCCCUUCAUUACUGCUGACGCUUCUGGUCCUAAGCACAUUAACAUGAAGCUUUCUCGUUCUCAAUUCGAGAAGCUUGUUGAUAACCUUGUCAAGCGCACGGCUGAGCCCUGCAAGCGUGCCCUCAAGGAUGCCAACUUGAACACUUCCGAAGUCAACGAGGUUAUUCUCGUUGGUGGUAUGACUCGUAUGCCCAAGGUCUUGGAGAAUGUGAAGGCUCUCUUUGGCCGUGAUCCCGCCAAGUCCGUUAACCCUGAUGAGGCCGUCGCUAUUGGUGCCGCUAUCCAAGGUGGUGUCUUGGCUGGUCAUGUCAAGGACCUUGUUUUGCUUGAUGUUACUCCCCUUUCUCUUGGUAUCGAGACUCUCGGUGGUGUGUUUACUCGCUUGAUCAACCGUAACACUACUAUUCCCACCCGCAAAUCUCAAAUCUUCUCUACUGCCGCUAACGGCCAAACCGCCGUCGAAAUCCGUGUGUUCCAAGGUGAGCGUGAGCUUGUCCGCGACAACAAGUUGAUUGGCAACUUCCAACUCACCGGUAUUCCCCCUGCCCCCAAGGGUGUCCCUCAAAUUGAAGUUUCCUUCGACGUUGAUGCCGAUGGUAUUAUCAACGUUUCCGCUCGUGACAAGGCUACCAACAAGGACUCCUCCAUCACCGUUGCUGGCUCUUCUGGUUUGACGGAGAACGAGAUUGAGAACAUGGUUGCCGAUGCUGAGAAGUACCGUGCUGCCGAUAUCGCUCGCAAGGCCGUUAUUGAGAGUGGUAACCGUGCUGAGUCUGUGUGCACUGACACUGAGUCUUCCUUGAACGAGUUCCAGGCUCAACUCGACAAGGAGGAGUCUGAGAAGAUCCGUGGUCUUAUUACUGAGCUCCGCGAGGUUGUUGGUAAGGUCAACGCUGGUGAUGAGGGUAUCACUUCUGAGGACAUUACCAAGAAGAUUGAUGAGCUUCAACAGGCUUCUCUCAAGCUUUUCGAGCAAGUUUACAAGAAGCGCGCUGAACAAGAGAACAAGGACGAUUCCUCUUCUUCGUCUUCUCCCGAGGAGAACAAGUAAAUGGAGUCGUUUUGAUGCUUCUUCCCAAAAUUAGUGUACUGUUUUUGUCCCUGCAUGUUUUUAUGGAUACUAUUUACACAAUAAGAACUGUUGUCAAUGAGUAAA